Messenger RNA from Zootoca vivipara (common lizard), 3681 nucleotides. RefSeq names its product Bet1 golgi vesicular membrane trafficking protein like (gene BET1L). The record is from RefSeq and is a predicted model, not a curated record. Lineage: Eukaryota; Metazoa; Chordata; Lepidosauria; Squamata; Lacertidae.
GGCGCCGGAGGAGCGGGCGGCAGCAGCGCCUUCCCUCAGGAGAACAGGGCUGGGGACGCCGUUGCUCCGGCUCGUCGCGCUGCCUCAGGACCUCCGUGGCCUGUGCUGGGGGUGGGGGACGGGGAACAAAGGAGGCAUUCUGAGCCUCCCCAGGUCACAGUUGCCACCUUCCCCCCCUGCUCGGGGCUCCUGUGUCUUCUGUAGUUGACUGACGGGCAAGGAGGACGUGGCAGCUUUUCUACCCAUGCUUUGCCAGUGUGGCUUUCUCUUGUGGUGGUGGAAUGGUCUCUUCCCCCCACGCAGGGCAUUUUUGUGUGUGUACAGUUUGGGGUAACAUCCCACACUAGCAAGUGGGGAGCCUGCUGUGCCCUGUGGUGGUGAAAAUAGGCUUUGGAGUGAGCUAGGGGAAGGUCAGAAUGCCAAUGCUAUGGAUGAUAUGUUAGAUGUGGAAAAUAAGCGUAUGGCCGAAAACCUAGCCUCCAAAGUCACGCGGCUAAAAUCGCUUGCACUGGACAUUGACAAAGAUGCUGAGGAUCAAAAUCACUACUUGGAUGGCAUGGAUUCCGAUUUCAUGAGUGUGACAGGCCUUCUGACGGGGAGUGUGAAGCGUUUCUCCACUAUGACCCGGUCGGGAAGAGACAAUCGUAAACUUCUUUGCUACGUCUCUGCUGGACUGAUUGUUGUCUUCUUCAUCCUCUAUUAUUUGGUGACAAGAGCACGGACUUGAGUAAUUUUCAAGAUUCUGUAUUGGAUAGUUGUUGAAGAGGGGGGAAAACUGAUGAUGAAAAUGGUUUCGGAAGAUCUUCAGAUCCUGAAAAUAUUAUUCAAAUGUUGACAGUGAUCCAGAGGCACCUCUGUGGAUUUCAGUAUCAUCUCUGGAUUGUUUUGACGCGCUCUCUUAAAAAGAAUAUAAUUUAUUCUGUCACUGUUCCUUUGAAAACUUAAAUGCAGCACAAUUCACAUCCUUGUUGAAACUAAGUCUCUAUAUAAUACCUUAUUCUCUCUGCUGUCUGGGUGGGAAAGCAUGCUGGUGAUGCCACCUCUUAUAAUUUUGUGGUCGGCAGGAAAAUCCUGACACUCAUGUCAGAGAUGUUCAAGUGCCCAAUUUAAAUGAAAAAAUACUACCUAGAGGACUGUGAUGCAGCUCUUGAGAACUAAUUGUGUUAUGGACAAUGUCUUCCUAGAAAAGUAACCUUGAAUUUAUUUCCACUUCUGUUAACACCAGCAUUUAUAAGUAGUCAAGCAAUCCUUUUUGCCUAUUACUCUCACGGACUUGCUUAGUAAAACAGAGAAUAUUCCUAAACGAAGGAAGAGUGAGAACUUGCACAAAUGAUUUUAUCUCAUUUUUUUUCCUUCUUGUUCUAGUCUGUCCCGACUAGAUUAUUUAUAUUUGUUUCUUGUUAUACAAACUUUACCUUAUAGCAAGUUAAUGUAUAUUCACUUUUAAAGGUUUGUCCAAAUCAUCCUUUCUGUUAAAUAAUUUUAUUGAUUCAUAGAUUCUUGGUUAAGUCUUCUUUAGCUGGCUGCUGAAUCCACCUCUCUCUGGAAUCAAGUAACAUUUUGCAAUACUCCUCAGUUUUAAUGUUUGUUACUAGGUUCUGGCACCUGGAGUGCCAAAAAGGUAUUAACAGAAAAACUGGAGUUAAGUUUGUGUGUUUAUAUAUAUAUGAGUAUACAUGCAUAGGUCUCUCUCUCUCUCUCUCUCUCUCUCUCUCACACACACACACACACACACACACACACAUCUUGCUUUUUUGUUUCUCAUUCUAUAACAUCUCACCAUAGCAAUAGUACCUUCACACUGGUUUUUAACUUAAAAAUAAAAUUAAAACAGGUUUUAAACACUUGCCAGUAUUCCCCCCCCCCCGGGUAUCCCUGUCCCUAGUAUAAAUUCUGAUUUAUACAGGUCCUUACCUAGCAUUAGGCAAAGUGAGUUAGUUAGCUCAGCAAGUGCUAGGGAGAUAGCAGCAACAAUCCCACAAGCUGUUCCUGAGCCUCCAGCCCUCACCUGUUAAAGCACAGCUGUGUGUGCCACAGGAUGUAACACACACACACCAAAAAACAACAACAGCUUCCUGCCCUUAGGCACACUAGAGGACACAAUCCUGUUGCUAGUAGUGAAGUAAGAUUCAGCUGCAUGGAAUGGAAGAAGCAACAUGUUGUCUUUGCGUCAGGCAGCAAAACAUGCCAGCCCUGGGUAUAUACUACAGUAGGUAGUUUCUAAAGUCUUUAUUAGUAACCUUUGGCUGUUGUUAUGAAAAGCAAAUAUUUGCUCCUGCAUGUAAAACAAUAGAGGCUGCUGCCCAAGGUUAUUUGUUGUUUUGGUGAUACUGCUAGAUAGUUACUUCUUUAGAACAAGUGAGCUAACUAGAUCGAUAUCAUGUUUUUGAGGGCAAGUCAAAAAAUCUUCCAGGAGCCUGUCUUCUAGAAUAACUGAAUGUGGGACAAGGCGCAAGCCCCCGUUUGUGAACCCCUAAAUGCAUACUCGAGAGAAAGAUGCAGUGAAUCAUAGCUCUUGGACAAGUGUACCUGUCCUGAUACACAUGGUUGCAUUAAUGUUUGUCAUAUUCACCUCAUAUCUCUAGGUGUACAGUACACCUAAAAAUGCAAUGGGCAAAAUGAACCUGAGGUCACUGAAAAGCUAAGCAACCUUCAACUCAGGGAUGCUGUCAAAAGAUGCAGAAUUCUUUUAAAGUCACUUAUGAUUUAUUUAUCUUUUUUUUAAGCCAGAAAAUUAAAAGCACACUUCUCAGUUUGCUUCCAAGCCAAACCAACUUCGUAGCAUGCCAUUUCUGAUCCAGAUUUAAAAGUUGUUUGCAGGGGCCAGUGCAACUAGAUCAGGGCAAAAAUACUGCUCAAAAGCUUCCUCCCAUAGCCGAUAGCCUUGCUGUCUCAAAAGCAGGGCUAAUUGUUUCUGUGUCAAGGGAAAUGGUUAAAUGCCCCUCCCCUUUUAAAGCUCCAAAAAAGAUAUUGGGAGAUCUGAUCACAGAUAUUCCACAUCAUGUGCUAGGAGGCUUAAAUAAAUAAUUUUAUGCUUUUAUUAUGAAAGAUAUCUCAACUUACAUUCUGUUGCUACAGCAUGGUGAGAAAGAAAGUGAGUUUGCUUUUUGCAGCAAAAACAAUCUUGUUGCACCUUUAAAGACUAACAGAUUUUAUGGACUGUAGUCCAUGAAAGCUUAUACCAUAAAAGUUACUGUCUAAAUUGUGGUCAAGUGGACAGAGGAGGAUUUGGAACAAGCAGAUCUGUAUACAAGUUUCGUCUCUGCUAUGGGCUUAUUGUGUAGCUUGGUGGGAAAUAAGAAGUGCAGCCUCAUAUACUCAUCUGUGAAAUGGCUUUCCUCACAGAGUUGCUGUGAGGACGAACACAAUAAAUAUAAUGCACAAAGGAUGAUAAGGAAGGGGAACUGUUGAGAUCCUGUUCCCCCUCAACACCUUUGUGCAGGAGGGGAUGCAGCUAUUCGCAGCGUCACUUAUUUCAGCUGCUGUACCAGUAUUAAUGGGUGAGAAUCCUGACAGCUGCAAGGCAAUAUUGUUAUCACCAUUACUGCCAGUUCUAUGAAAAAGCUCAACAUUUUACUUUUCAAGUUCAGAAUAUUCCUACAGUUUGUGUAGUGAACCCUCUACAAAAGAACUGAUGUUUUAUUUAAUAGCUAGGACAUGAAAUAAACUUUUUAUUCCUGA